AUCAAUCAAUAUGGAAGACAGUUUACUAAUGGUCGUCCCCUACCAGAACAUCUUCGAGUACAGAUAUUACAACUAGCUUUACAAGGUAUUAGACCAUGUGAAAUCAGUCGACAGUUACAAGUAUCUCAUGGUUGUGUUAGUAAAAUAUUGAAUAGGUACCGUAAAACAGGAAGUAUUAACCCAGGUCAGAUUGGUGGCAGUAAACCUAAAGUUACUACCCCUGAUGUUGUUAGUCGUGUCCGUCAAUAUAAGAUAGAAAAUCCUCAAAUGUUUGCUUGGGAAAUCAGACAGAAGUUAAUACAAGAUGGUAUUUGUACAGAGAAGAAUAUACCUAGUAUUAGUUCUAUAAAUCGUAUUAUUAGAGACAAGGCUAUCACUAAUCGUAAUAGAAGUUUUGAUUAUAUCAGUACAAUUGGAGAAGGAGAAGAGGUUAGUAUUAUGCUUUUGAUCUUUUGA
Messenger RNA from Lottia gigantea (owl limpet), 456 nucleotides. RefSeq lists its product as hypothetical. The transcript is spliced from 3 exons. Gene Ontology annotation, molecular function: DNA-binding transcription factor activity, RNA polymerase II-specific; RNA polymerase II cis-regulatory region sequence-specific DNA binding. The record is from RefSeq and is a predicted model, not a curated record. The annotation marks the transcript as partial. Gene Ontology annotation, biological process: regulation of transcription by RNA polymerase II; anatomical structure development. NCBI's taxonomy places the organism in Eukaryota, Metazoa, Mollusca, Gastropoda, Lottiidae.